ACUCUAAUAUAUUCUCGAUCUUACAGCAAUGAGAAGAUAGACAAUCCACAGUGAGCUUCUUCUUCUCCGCUCGUUUUUCUGAGGGUCAUCAAACAAAUAUUCAGAUCGAUUUAGCUGCUGAGAAAUGAGAUGGUGGUGAUUUCAGUGAAGCCCAUCUUCACCAUAGGGGUCCUCACUCUCUCUCUCAUCCUCGCCGUGCUUCUCUUAUCGCCUACUUCGCCUCUCUACAAAGCCCCUCUCUUUCUCACUUCACCCAUGAACAAGUUGGAUGUAUGGAGUGUUGAGAGGAUGGUAGAAUGGAGACCUUGCAAGUGGUGGCUAAAAGGACACCUCACUGCUCUACCAUCAAAGAGUAAUGGAUUCAUUCGGGUGGAUUGCUAUGGUGGCCUUAAUCAGAUGAGAAGAGAUUUAUGUGAUGGUGUUGGUAUUGCCCGUCUUUUAAAUGCAACCCUGGUUUUGCCAAAGUUUGAGGUGGCUGCUUAUUGGAAUGAAUCAAGUGGUUUUGCAGAUGUCUUUGAUGUUGACUACUUCAUUCAACAGAUGAAUGGCUUCAUCAAAGUUGUGAAAGAGUUGCCGUCCGAUAUUUCAUCAAAAGAACCCUUCCAUGUAGAUUGCAGCAAACGCAAAGGCCAAUUUGAUUACAUUGAAAGUGUUCUUCCUUCGCUACUAGAGCAUCAUUAUAUUUCAAUCACGCCAGCAAUGAGCCAAAGAAGGGAUAGGUAUCCUCAGUAUGCAAAAGCUUCCCUUUGUCAAGCUUGUUACAGUGCAUUACGCCUCACCAAAUCCCUGGAGAAGAAAGCCUCCGAGCUUCUUGAAGCCAUACCUAAACCUUUUCUAUCACUUCACCUUCGUUUUGAGCCUGAUAUGGUAGCUUACAGUCAAUGCGAAUACCCAGACCUUUCUUCUGUCUCCAUGGAAGCCAUUGAAGCAGCACGGGGGGAUAGAAAACCAUGGACUGGAGAGGUGGCCCAAAUUUGGAGGAAACGAGGGAAAUGCCCCCUUACACCUAAUGAGACAGCCUUCAUACUUAAAGUGCUUUCCAUCCCAACAAGCACAAACAUUUAUCUGGCUGCUGGGGACGGUCUGAUGGAAAUUGAAGGAUUAACAUCUGUUUACACCAAUGUAUUUACCAAGUCUAGCCUUCUUAGUGGUGAGGAUUUCAAAAGCAUGCAUGGGAACACGAAAGCUGCAUUGGAUUACUACGUGUCUAUUAACAGCGAUUCGUAUAUAGCAACGUAUUUUGGAAAUAUGGAUAAGAUGGUUGCAGCAAUGAGAGCUUUUAAUGGCUUGUACAAGACUCUUUUCUUAAGCAGAAGAGCUUUUGCAGAAUUCACUUUUCAAGGUUUGAGAGGGAAGGAAUUGAUGAACGCUCUAUGGAAGGCCCACAGAGAUGAUUUUGCCAUGGGGAGAGGAUCUGCUUUGCCUGAUUGCUUUUGUGAGUUCAAAUUAUGAUUUCAGAUCCCAAGUUGGUCUUUGCUUCCUUCCUGUUGUUUUUUUUCCUUCAAUUCAUUUGUGUAAUUGCUAUUACUAAUGUACUAUACAAGAACCUUUGUGGAUGCCCGUCUCUCCUACCCUGGAAUUUGGUAGGAUCAAUAUGUUCAUCAAUGUAGACAGACACCAACUCUUGGUCAAAAAAAUUAAAAUUAAAAUUAAAAAGGAGAUAUUGACUGUA
Molecule: messenger RNA, 1672 nt
Organism: Prunus mume (Japanese apricot)
Lineage: Eukaryota; Viridiplantae; Streptophyta; Magnoliopsida; Rosales; Rosaceae
Product: O-fucosyltransferase family protein
Cellular component (GO): cytoplasm
Source: RefSeq, a predicted model, not a curated record